Molecule: messenger RNA, 1926 nt
Organism: Aphanomyces invadans
Lineage: Eukaryota; Oomycota; Saprolegniomycetes; Saprolegniales; Verrucalvaceae
Exons: 9
Coding region: 30-1616 (528 amino acids)
Biological process (GO): steroid metabolic process
Cellular component (GO): membrane; cytoplasm
Molecular function (GO): Delta24(24-1) sterol reductase activity; FAD binding
Source: RefSeq, a predicted model, not a curated record
CUACCUUCAUUCGAAAUUUUGUGACUACCAUGGCCAGCGGGAUGAGGACCAAGGAAAACACACCUUCCAUCGAAGAGGCCGCCGACGCUGCUGGUCAAGUCGUUGCCCCGCAACCUACGUCGCUGACCGCGCACGUGCUUAUCAACUAUCGGUGGGUCUUUGUCUGCUUCUUCCUGUUGCCGUUGUCGUUUUUUUACGAUAUUUGGUACUACCUGCGCAACAAAGUCAUCUUCUACGCCAACUCUGCACCGACCAAGCACACUGAGCGCGUUCGGCAGGUUCAGGAGCAAGUGCUCAAGUGGAACAAGGAUGGAAGGAAGGCACCCAUGUGCACGGCUCGUCCCGGUUGGCAAAACAUUUCAUACCGACGUGGCUUGUACAAAAAGACACUGUCCAACAUCAAAAUCAACAUGAUGGACGUGCUGAAAGUCGACACUGCGGCCAAGUCGGUGUGGGUCGAGCCCCUCGUGACAAUGGGGCAGCUGUCGGCCACGUUGAGCCCACUGGGUUGGUGCCUUGCGAUUGUUCCCGAGUUGGACGACUUGACUGUGGGCGGGUUGGUCAUGGGAACCGGCAUCGAAACGUCGUCGCAUCGAUAUGGUCUCUUCCAGCACAUUUGCACGUCGUACGAGUUGGUCCUCGCCGAUGGGUCGGUCGUCACGUGCUCCAAGGAUGUCAACCCCGACCUGUUUUACGCCGUUCCAUGGUCCUACGGAACGCUAGGCUUCCUCACGGCCGUGGAAAUUCAAAUUGUGCCGACCAAGCAGUUUGUCAAGCUCGAGUACCAUCCCGUGUCGUCUCUCGACGAGGCCUGCCACGUGUUUGAGUCGGCUUCCAAGGACACUGAAGCGAACCACUUUGUGGAAGCGCUCAUGUUCACGUUGAACAAGGGGGUGGUCAUGACGGGGUCCAUGGUGAACCAAGUCGACUCGACCAAGGUGAACGCGAUUGGGACGUGGCACAAGCCGUGGUUCUUCAAACACGUCGAAGCAAAGUUCGACCAGCGUGCCGCGGAUCGCGUCGAGUAUAUCCCGCUGCGCGACUACUUUCACCGGCACUCGCGCAGCAUCUUUUGGGAGAUUCAGGACAUCAUUCCGUUUGGCAACCACGUCGUGUUUCGAUAUCUCCUCGGGUGGCUUGUCCCGCCCAAGGUGUCGCUGCUCAAGUUGACGCAGAGCGACGCGAUCAAGCAACUGUACGACAACCAUCACUUCAUCCAGGACAUGUUGGUUCCCAUGACGCGUCUCAAGGAAGCGCUAAAAGUGUUUCACCGCGAAGUUCAAGUGUAUCCGUUGUGGCUGUGCCCGUUUGUGCUGCCGUCCCGACCGGGCAUGCUCCAAACGAACGCGGCCGGGGACACCUUAUUUGUCGACAUUGGGGCAUAUGGAGUCCCGCACGUUGCCAACUUUCACCCGGUGCACACGACCCGCCGCAUCGAAGCGUUUGUGCGCGACAACGACGGGUUCCAAAUGAUGUAUGCCGAUUCGUACAUGACAGAAGACGAGUUUGAGUCGAUGUUUGACCAUUCGUUGUACAACAAGAUGCGGACCAAGUACAAUUGCGACGGCGCGUUUCCCCGGGUGUUUGGAAAGGUAUCUCGCGCCGUCCGCGACUAAAACGGCGCUGUCAAGCGAUGAUAUUGUAAAGACAUGCGACGCCUAGUGCGACGGACGCGUGAGGCUAAAGUACAAUGCGUACGCGCGGCUGAGCCCGUCGUCCAUCGCGCAGUCUUGGAGUUUCUUGCAAGCAUCCCGGGCCGACAUGACACUAGAGUUGGCCACGAGCAGCGACGUCCACGCAUUCGUGGAGGGCAGGUCCAAUUUCGACAGCACUUCGUUCCAUUCUUCGACCACGAAGAAGCUGGGCCGCGAGUACUCGAGCACUGGCGACACAGGCAGCAUUUGAAUGCCAUGGAUGCAUUCCCGA